CCCCGCCCCUUUCCAGGUGGAAGUAGAAAAGCUCCAUCAGCUUCCCCCGCUGAACAGAACCCCAGAUCUCCUGCUGCCAACAACUCCUCACUCGCUGAACCAACCUUCACAUCCAGCAGAAAUGGAACAUAAGAUGAUGCAGGUUUUCGCCGCGCUGAUGGUUUUCCUGGCUCUCAGUUUCCAGCCAGUCCUGUCACAGGUUGUCAUUUCCAAAACAGGAUGUGGCACAACCAAACAAUGCGUGCAGGACCCUGAUACCUGCGACCCCGCAGGCACCACCACGUGUCUUUUUGGAUCUGCUCGCCCCACAGCGUUGAAACCCCCAAAUGGCAUCGACCUGGCCUUUGAGCUCAGUGGGAACCCUGUGAACAAUUCGGGAUACAUCGCCAUGCGUCUCACCAAGAGCCAAUCUGAUGGAAGCAUGAUUUUUGUCUGUGGGAGGAACAGCUCAAACAACGGGUCUUUCAUCAGCUUUUCAACUACUUAUAACACCACCAGUGGAAAUUCGAACGAUACACUAGCGAAGACUAUGACAAGUAUUCAAAACACCAUCGAUGGUGGAAGCCUCAAGUGUACGUUUACCGUGGCUGGUCUGAAUGCCACCACCGACGCUGCAUUCCUCAGGGCCGCCGAUACCACCUACAUUAUAGGCAUCGCAUCUGGACAACUCGUUGGAGGGUCUCUUUCAAGCUUCCCCCCAUUUAAACUUGGUAAUGCGACAGAUUUUUCCAUCUUCCUAAACACCACAGUACCAGGAGGGGCCAACCGUCCUUUCUACUCUAAUGCUGUGCUGCCUCUGGUCAGCUUCCUCACACUGUCCAUCCUGACGUUCGCCUGAUCAAACCCAGAGAAGAAGCUGUUAUAACCCCACAAAGACACAGUGAAGGGUGCUGCUUUAAAACGCAGCAAAAACCGAGUGUCAUGUUGUUUAUAAAGUGUUUUUACAAAGAUAAUUCAGAGAUGCAUAGAUUAUAUUUUGCACUGUUUGUUCUAAACACUUAAAUUGUGUUAAGUCAGAUUCUGGAGAUGAAGAAACUAAUAGCUCAGGUUCUGAAAACCUUUUGGUGAUCUAAGGUAUAUAUUUUUUAAUAAUGUAAACAUAUCUAUUGAUACAAUUACCAUCCUUAAAUGCUUUUGUUACUGUGUGAAAUGAAAUGUGAGCAGGUCUCGUCUGUUUAUUAAAUCUGUCAUCUUAGUGGGAGCCCAUCCCAGCUCAGGAUUGUAUUGUUUUCUUUAAGUAGAUAAAGUUUUCUGUCAGUUAGCCAGAAGAAACCAGAAGAACUCACUACACCAGAAAAAUGACUAAACCGAAAGCAAGAUUUCAAUCUCGUUGGCGUUCGACCAACAUUCUGGAUCUGAUUGUCAAACACUCCAGUUGUCAUAGUACGGCUAAAGAAAACAAGCCACUUGGAACAAGUUGAUGCUUUUGUUGGUAUGUGAGAAGACAUGAAAGGUGGUUGAACCCUGAUAGAAUUACAAAGCACAUAUUUAUGAGCACGAGAUACGCAAGAAACUUAAUGUGAAAACUUGAGACAUUUACCAAAACACAAUGCAAAAAUCAUUAGAAAAUGUUGAUAACCACAUUACGGUUUUUCUUUAUAAACUGUAUUUUUUGACAAUAAACAUAUUAGAUUUGAA
Molecule: messenger RNA, 1638 nt
Organism: Poecilia reticulata (guppy)
Lineage: Eukaryota; Metazoa; Chordata; Actinopteri; Cyprinodontiformes; Poeciliidae
Product: ferric reductase 1-like
Biological process (GO): regulation of postsynaptic membrane neurotransmitter receptor levels; regulation of glutamate receptor signaling pathway
Source: RefSeq, a predicted model, not a curated record